This is a messenger RNA of Rhodofomes roseus, 1050 nucleotides long. RefSeq names its product band 7 family-domain-containing protein. Gene Ontology annotation, biological process: mitochondrion organization. Gene Ontology annotation, cellular component: mitochondrion; membrane. The record is from RefSeq and is a predicted model, not a curated record. NCBI's taxonomy places the organism in Eukaryota, Fungi, Basidiomycota, Agaricomycetes, Polyporales, Fomitopsidaceae. The coding region runs from base 75 to 893 and encodes 272 amino acids. The transcript has 9 exons.
GCGCGGGUGACGCGCUUUCUGCCGCGCCGGGACAACACCGUCACGCGUGCCGCCGUCUCUGAGUCUCCUCCACCAUGUCCGGGAGUCUAGCAAACCGACUUUUAGUCCCGGUGGCUGUCGCUGCAGCCAUUGUGCACGCCAGCAUCUACGAUGUUCCUGGAGGGUACCGUGCAGUCAUGUUUGAUAGGUUCUCCGGUGUGAUGGACAGGGCUAAACCGGAGGGAACCCACUUUCUCGUACCCUGGCUGCAACGUGCCAUCCUGUACGACUGCCGUAUAAAGCCAAGGAAUAUAUCCACUACGACUGGUUCAAAAGAUUUGCAGAUGGUCUCUAUCACCCUCCGAGUUCUGUCACGCCCGGACGUCGAGCACCUCCCAAAAAUCUACCAGAGUCUGGGGCUCGAUUACGACGAGAGAGUACUCCCGUCGAUUGGAAACGAAGUGCUCAAGAGCAUCGUCGCUCAGUUCGAUGCGGCGGAGCUUAUCACACAGCGUGAAGUGGUGUCGUCGCGAAUCCGGGAGGACCUGCUUCAGAGAGCAGGCGAAUUCAACAUCAAGUUGGAGGAUGUCUCCAUUACACACUUGACAUUCGGCAAGGAAUUCACUCAGGCUGUCGAAGCGAAGCAGAUCGCUCAGCAAGACGCUGAGCGGGCGAAGUUCAUUGUUGAAAAGGCGGAGCAAGAGCGUCAGGCCGCCGUCAUCCGGGCAGAAGGCGAAGCGGAGGCAGCUGCGACCAUUUCGCGCGCGCUGAUGUCUGCAGGAGAUGCAUUCGUCACGUUCCGGAAGAUCGAGACGAGCAAGGCGAUUGUUCAGUCGCUCUCUGGAAACCCGAAUGUGACGUACAUCCCGAGUGGGGGAGGUAAUGUUCUGUUGAAUGUACCUACGCGCAAGUAGUCAGCGGAAUAUAUUCGCGCAGUCGCAUGCUCGAACCUGCGCGUUCGGAGAAGCCGGAGAAUUGACUGGCGGCAGCCAUCCGAUAAUUUUAGUCGGCCCGGAGAUGGCCGAGGCAGGUUUACGAGCGGGCGCCUGGGGAGAUGCGAGCAGAACGGCA